Molecule: messenger RNA, 3702 nt
Organism: Brugia pahangi
Lineage: Eukaryota; Metazoa; Nematoda; Chromadorea; Rhabditida; Onchocercidae
Source: the annotation of a GenBank genome assembly
AUGUUUUCACAAGUAAACAAUUAUCGAUUUUGCGUUUCUGAACAAAUUAACAAUAUUUCAAGUUUUUAUGUUUCAGCGGACGGAGGCGAUAGGCGAAAGAGUGUUCUGCGAUCAAAAGAACGUGACGCUUUGAAACGGAAAAUCGAACAGCGCCCCUCCAAACAGAAGCUUGUCACGCAGCACAUCUUACUUACUGCGUCUAAUGCGGAUCCAUCUAUUCAGCGGAAGGCCGAGGAGCUGAAACGCUGUAAGCUGAAAGACGAUUUGAAUAAAAAAUUGCAACAUCGACCUGGUCCACUCGAGCUGAUUACCAAGAAAAUUUUACAAGCUGAUGCGGAGCUGGAGCAAGCAAUACAAGAGGGCCGCUUAUUGUUCACUAAAACUACCCAAAGAAAAGAGGUUGAGAACGAAGAGAAGCAAUCGGAGAUGGAGGUAAUAUCCGCGGCACCAGCUUGUGCUUAUCAAAGAAAACUACCAAAUGUUUGUUUGGCCAAAUCAAAAGUUCGUAAAAAAAGUUCGCAGUAUCGAACACCAUAUGACCAAACAUUACCAUCACCGAAUACUCGAUCAAAGUUAAAAUUGCAAGAUUCUGCUUCUACAGAUUAUCAAGAUGCGGAAACUAUAAAUGAUGCAUUGGUGGCUCAUGGUGUAUCUUACGUUAGCGAUAAUGCUUCAUUAUUUAAUAAUGAGGAUACGCGUGAAAUGCAGAGUAGCUACGAUCUUUUACUUCAGCAGCAACAGUUGUUCUUACAAUGGCAGCGUGAGGUUGAAGAGUCCCGAGCCCUCGGCACCUCACAGGAAGAGGAAGGACAGCAUUGUCCAGAGGAAUGUGCUACAUCGAGCGCAACAUCACCCUGCGUGACAGCAUCUACUCAAAGUUCGUUAGUUGAUACGGAUUGUGUUCACAAUGGAGUGCAGUCUGUAAUAUCUGAGCAAAUGCUAGAAAAUCAGCAGUGUUGUCAGUGUUCCAGUGCUAAUUACAGUUAUUCAGGGAUUUCAUCUGGAACCGUUAAUUUUAUGAGUGAUAAUGAAAAGCCAAGAACCCGCCUUGCAGACUAUCGAGUGCAAGAUCUCAAAAAUGAAUGCAAAAAGCGUCAGUUGCCCGUUUCCGGUGCAAAGCCACAACUACUGGAACGAUUAAGACCAUACGAGGAAUCGAUUUUGAAUCACUGUAGUGGAGUUACGUUAAUGGAUUCAUCAUCCGACUUGAUUUCCAUCUCGUCUCCAGCUCCUGAUGUUGCAGUACAGUCGAAUCGGUUACCUCCUAUCAGUAAUGUUAUCAGUGAUUAUGCUUACAAACAUUCUAUUUCACCUUUGGUACAGCGGACUCAAUCAGCGCAGCAGCACUCUCUUGCCGUACAAUUGCCUCCAGCACAACAACAGCACCAAGUUUUACAUCUUGUGGAUGCCAAUGGCUCUGUUGUUGCAACAGCAACAGUACCGCACAGUGUGCAGUGUUGUUGUAUGUCAUCCGAAUAUCCGCUCACGAAUAAUAUCACCCUAAACGGUACUAUCCAAUCUACCAGCAGUAUUCGAUCACAACAGCUACUCUCAACCACUACAGAACUAUCACAAAAUAUGGUGCAACAAGUGCAAACAGAACCUACUUUUAGUUUUGCACAGCUUGGUUCAGGUGGACAAUUCACGUUGGUGCGAACGUCUUCUGUUGAACAGCUGCAACAACAAGCUUCUCCUCACGUCAUGCAAACUGGACAACAACAGCAGCAAACUCAGCUGAUAGAAAGCACACUGCCAGGAAAUCCAGUUCUUAGUUGUCGUCUGUCUGGAUCUACUACUUCGGAUCACCGAUUAACAGGCGUAUCACAUCAGGUGACUGGAACACCAACACAUAGCAAUCAACAGCAGACGCAAGCACAGAUUCAGCAUGCUGGAACUGCAUCAAUUACACGUCCUACUGUAAAGCAACAAAACUGUCAUAACCAAUUCCUUAUAUGUAAUAAUAUUACGCGACACAAUUUAAAGGAUGGAAUAUCAGUAUCACAAAAUGCACUCUGUCCUCCGCUGCAAUCUGCACAGCCUCACUGCUCUCCCAUUAUGGCGGAUUCGGCCAGUGGUAGCUCACCGGAUAUUCCAUCGCCACCAAAUAAUUCUGAAAAAGUAACCGUGAAGAAGUAUCCUGCACAUGUUGAUCCAAGUGACACAACCGCCUUGCUAUCUGCAACGACACUGUCCAUUCAUGAAGAAAUGUUGCGAUUUCAACAACGAAAAAUUGAAGAAUUACAGAAGGAGCUGCAUCGGUCGCAGCAGCAGCUGAAGCAUCAACAGCAAGUAAUCCUUGCUGCUAAAAAAGCACAGCAAGCAAAAAGACAAGAAGACGCCAAAUUAGAAGGAAAUCAGCAGCAGUCUGAAGCAGAUAUGUGGCUCAAUCAGUUGGAUAUCAAACACCUGAAUAAAUUCCACAUACAACUUUUCUUGCAACAUAAACUUCAGCAACAGCAGAUGCAGGCUCAAAUAACAGAACAACAAAAUUUGGCUUCAACAGAAGAGAAACUGCAGGAAGAACUGCAUGUUGAACAAGCAGUUCAAGAUAUCGUACGUUUGAUCAAGCAAGAUGCACGCACUGCACUUCUUAUUGUCCAAUUACUGAGGCGUUAUCAGCUUGAAAGAAGUCAUGCUGUGGUGGCUGCAGCGUCACAAGUCGGUAAGGAUCAGAGUUGUGAAACGGAAGUACAACACAAUGUAAAAAUAGAUUCGAAUACCCUUGAACCAGUAACAGUCGGCACUUCACAACAUCAGUGUGGUUCUUUGGCGGAUAUAGCAAUAGAAUCAAUUCAAAAUACAUCGCAGCAGAAAGCCAGUGUCAUUGUUAUCAAUGAAGAUGAACUACAGCGUUAUGUACCAACAGGCACACCUUAUCCAAAACCUAAAAGUCGGAAAAAGAAUAAUGUUAACAGAGCAAGGACUGAUAAUGCAGAUUCACAGGAGAAAAUAUCUGGUAGUGUAGAUAUGGAGGAGAUUUUCAAACAGGUGUUAGAGAAUGCCUCGAAAGCUUUGAUGGAAAGUGAUGCUGAAAAACGGUCAAAAACAAACGUGGUUUCUUCGCCGUCUUGUUUUCCUGAAGAAUUCCAAAUCCAGAAAGUGACAUACAGCUCUCUUCGGCAACAAGAAAGCGGUAGUUGUCGAAAUGAAAGCAAUGGUGGCAGCAAUCCUACCGCCUUGCCAAGUUGUGACCAGCUUAUACAACCUUACGUCACAAAAACUCUGCCAACUUCGACACCUUACAGCACGAAACAGAAUGGUAUAAUCGAUGAUCAUUUUGUCGAAGUAUUCGAAGAAGGAGCUGUUGAUGUGUCGCAAACUUUCCAGUAUUCGAAAAACCAAGCCUUCGAUGAUCUAAUGGAUGUUUUGCGUGAUGACCAAGCAGGUGCUAAUGAUUUGAAAUCAGACAAUCUCGAUUUUGGUGCAGGAAUAGUUUAUGGAUCAGAUGAGCUAGCAACACUGUUAGGUGAUGAUUGGUUCCGUCAUGACUGUGCAAUACCAACAACAUCGCCGAAUGUUCAUAAUGAGAAAGUGGAUAAUAUAGAUGAGCGGGCAUCAAGUUUAAACCAAAAUGAUCCAUUAAUUGUAUCCUUUGGUCACAACCAAAUCGUGGAUCAGAACAUUGGUAUGGAUUGGUUGGAUAUGAUGUUACCUUCACCAUCACCGGAUAUGGAUACCAGUGGAAUUGAUUCAACGCAGUGA